AUGUUGUUCUCUCAAAGAAGCGCCUGCGACCGUUGCCGAGCACUUAAGAGUCGGUGCUCCAGAGAGUCUGGAGCUGCCAAAUGCGAAAGAUGCCAAAGACUCCAGAUCGAUUGUUUCUAUAGCCCGCCGCGAAGGAUGGGUCGGCCGGCAAAGAAGAGGCUGAAUCAGGAAAACACCAACGCGCCGACACAACCAUCCGGAUAUCGUCGGGCUUCGACAAUGUCGAACGUAACAGUCCAAUCAAGUCAUUCCGAAAUCCCAACACCUACUAACAACGAUGCGAACGACUUUCAAUAUGGCUUGGACAUCAUUCAGAGUCACCCUGCAGAGGACACCACUUGGACUGAGAACUUUGAAGAUCCACUGCUUGGGCUUUUACAUAACAAUGACCCGAAGAUGGUCUCAACUGAGUGGAUGGACCAAGACGCACUGAGGUUUCUGGAACACCAAGACGACGCAAUUCUUCCAGACUCCCAUGUUAUGCCCUUGACGCCACCAACAACGGUUGGCUCUCUCCCCAAUGGCUCGGACGAUACAUGGAUGCCAAGUUGCGAGCCACAAAACGAUUUCGGACACCCGGAAUCUUUCGCAUGUGAUACCCUUCCCUCUUCACCAGAACCCAAGUCGACCGAGCCUGCGACUCAGCGACUACUUGACCUGCAGUCACGGUUGUUUUCUCGCCACAUGACCAAGACACAAGACGUCGACGGCUUGUCGGCUGCCAUCAACACAGCCGUCCACUCAACCGAAACUCUGAUCGAAAUUGUGGAAAGUUUACCGCAACUGAGACCCAGUGUCGAGGGUAGGCGGUCUACUUCACCGCUAUCAUCGACAUGGGGCGCCGGAUCCGACCCUGCCGGCUUCAAUGUGCCUGCCACCAACUACACAGCAACAGAGUCGCAAUUACAGCAGAACCCAUACUGCGCGAUUACAAUUUCUCUCUUUAUUACAUGUUAUUUACUUCUUUUGGACUCGUAUGAUGAGCUUCUUUCUGCAUUGAGAGCACGUUUGCAAUGCUCCCGCCAAAGCCAGGGUCCAAGCCCGACCAGCGACAUGGGCUUGACACAGCCUUUCUUCAACAGCGCCCCCACGGGGAAUCUCAACAAAUUCAACCUCGUCAGCUCUUUUGACUUGGAUGUCAACUCGGUCGUUUUCCUUCUGUCUCGAAUGAUGAAGCGAUUGAACAAGUCCACGGAGAGCCGCUUUGUGGCUGUUUCAAUGGAGAACCCUACAAUCCAGAGUAUGAAGGUCCAAAACCAAGGUGGAUACACCGCCACGCAAGGGGCGGUCAGCUACGACUUCCAGGAUGCCGCAAGCCAAGACACUGAUGGCUUUUCGGAGCCGUCUCCGGGCGGAUCUUUCUCUCCGAUGAUUAUGAUGGGCAACUUCGCUCUGGCUGAAGUAAGCCAGAGACACCAAAGAGUGAUGGAGUCACUCCGGGUUAUUAGGUGGCUUGCAGAUGAAUUAUGA
This is a messenger RNA of Colletotrichum truncatum, 1470 nucleotides long. RefSeq lists its product as uncharacterized. Gene Ontology annotation, molecular function: zinc ion binding; DNA-binding transcription factor activity, RNA polymerase II-specific. Gene Ontology annotation, biological process: regulation of DNA-templated transcription. The record is from RefSeq and is a predicted model, not a curated record. Lineage: Eukaryota; Fungi; Ascomycota; Sordariomycetes; Glomerellales; Glomerellaceae.